Penicillium griseofulvum is the source of this 1854-nucleotide messenger RNA. RefSeq names its product mannose-1-phosphate guanylyltransferase. Gene Ontology annotation, cellular component: cytoplasm. Gene Ontology annotation, molecular function: transferase activity. Bases 1 to 1854 code for a protein of 617 amino acids. Gene Ontology annotation, biological process: biosynthetic process. NCBI's taxonomy places the organism in Eukaryota, Fungi, Ascomycota, Eurotiomycetes, Eurotiales, Aspergillaceae. The record is from RefSeq and is a predicted model, not a curated record. The transcript is spliced from 5 exons.
AUGAAAGCGCUCCUACCUCAUUUUUCUAACAAAGACCAUCGAGAGGGGCCCUUCCUGUACAGACUCACGGAUCUCCAUCCCAGCAACAUAUUCGUUGACAGCGAUUGGAAUGUCAAGUUUUUUAAUGAUCUCGAAUGGGCAUGCUCACUACCAGCGGAGACGUUGCGUCCUCCGUACUGGUUGACCGGCUGUUCAGUCGAUGAACUAACAGACGACCAUCUUGAAACCUUUAGUAAGGCCCACGAAGAGUUUGUUGGUGUUUUUGAGGAGGAAGAAAAACAGUUUUCCCCUAUCAACAAUGACCAUUCUUAUAGGACAAAUCUUAUGAGAAACGGUUGGAAAAUUGGAAACCUUUGGUACUUCCAUGCUUUGGACAGCCCGAAAGGUCUAUUCAACCUCUUCUCUCAACAUAUUUAUCCCAUUUUUGCACCUUCCAGUCAGUCAAAAGACGACUUUGCACGGGUUAUAUCGGACUUCUGGGCUCCCGAUGUUGGAAAGGUGUUAGCUGCCAAGCUCCGAGAUAAGGAAGAGUAUGAAAAGUCACUUUGUCGAAGGUUUGAAGAUGCUGUUGCUUCCACCAAGGCUGUGAUCUUGGUCGGAGGCCCCUCAAGAGGCACUCGGUUCCGCCCAUUGUCGCUCGAUGUGCCCAAGCCCCUAUUCGAAGUCGCCGGUCACCCUAUCAUCCACCACUGUCUAAAGGCGGUGGCUAAGGUCCCCGAUGUACGCGAAGUGAUUUUGGUCGGAUACUACGAUGAAAGCGUGUUCCGGGAUUUCAUCAAGGAUGCCUCCAAGGAAUUCCCCCAGCUGCGCAUCCUCUACCUACGGGAGUACACAGCGUUGGGCACUGCAGGUGGCCUAUACCACUUCCGUGAUGCGAUCCUCAAAGGUAAGCCCGAGCGGCUGCUCGUGUUGAACGCCGAUGUCUGCUGCUCAUUCCCGCUGGGCGAGAUGAUGCGGUUAUUCGAGGAGAAGGACGCCGAGGCUGUUAUUUUGGGUACACGUGUGUCAAACGACACCGCAACGAACUUCGGAUGCAUCGUGUCCGAUUCACACACCAAGCGUGUGCUUCACUACGUCGAGAAGCCCGAAUCGCACAUUUCCAACCUGAUUAACUGCGGUGUCUACCUCUUCGCUACUGAGUGCAUCUUCCCCGCCAUCCGCAGCGCCAUCAAGCGCCGCACCACCCGCCCCCGCCUCCUCUCGUACCCCUCCUCCGACAACUUGGAGUCCUCCUUCAUCGCCACCGGAGACGACGAGGACGCAGAGAAGAGCGAGGUCCUCCGUCUGGAGCAAGACAUCCUCUCCGAUCUCGCUGACAGCAACCGCUUCUUCGUCCACGAAACCAAGGACUUCUGGCGCCAGAUCAAAACCGCCGGCUCCGCCGUGCCCGCCAACGCCCUGUACCUCCAAAAGGCAUUCCAGGCCGAGUCUCCUGAACUCACUCCCCCCUCUGCCACCAUCGUGCCUCCGGUCUACAUCCACCCCACCGCCUCCGUCGACCCCACCGCCAAGCUCGGUCCUAAUGUCUCGAUCGGCCCGCGUGUCGUAGUCGGCGCCGGUGCCCGUAUCAAGGACUCGAUCGUGCUUGAGGACACCGAGAUCCGUCACGACGCCUGCGUCAUGCACUCGAUCAUCGGCUGGAGCAGCCGUGUCGGUGCCUGGGCUCGCGUGGAAGGCACACCCAUCCCCGUGGGUAGCCACUCUACUAGCAUUGUCAAGCAGGGUAUCAAGGUGCAGAGCAUCACCAUUCUUGGCAAGGAGUGCGGUGUUGGCGAUGAGGUCCGCGUGCAGAACUGCGUGUGUCUCCCUUACAAGGAGCUCAAGCGGGAUGUGUGCAACGAGGUCAUUAUGUAA